AUGCGACAUUCGUCAGAUCGCAGACGCGCUGGAUGCGCCUCUUCGAUAUGUCGCCUUCUAAUCCCAAUGCUCUCAUUUGGAUUUCUCGUCCAUGGAGUGUCUCCGGACGAUUCUCUCGCCCUUCGAAGCUUGUGGGCGGAUACUGCACAUCACGGGCCGCGAAUUGGAGUUCCUAAGAGGGACCUGGGCGAUUCAGACAAUUGGGAUGGAAAGAUACCGCUGAUUGUCACCAACAACUGUGGCUCCACCAUAUGGCCCGGAAUCGCAACACAGGCCGGCACAGGACCAGGCACGGGAGGCUUCGCGCUCUCCAAAGGGAAGAGUAGGAGGGUUUGGGUCAGCCCGGAUUGGCAGGGGCGCGUCUGGGGUCGUACGAACUGCACCGUCAAGGGAGAUUCGUGCUCUUGCAAGACAGGGGACUGUCUAGGGAAGUUAGACUGCGAGUUCAGUGGCGCAACUCCAGCAACGCUCGCCGAAUUCAACCUGGCCGGUGGAGUUCAUAACAAGCAGACAUUCUACGAUAUCUCUCUCGUCGAUGGAUACAAUCUCCCCAUCGGCUUAAAGUACAUCCCUGCCAAAAACACAUCGUAUAUCCCCCCAAACCUCACCAACUGCAUGUGCAUCGCAACUCCUGGGUGGAUUUACGCUGAAGCCGAAACGGGAACCUACUACACAAAUUCUUCCUAUCCCGUCCCAUUGGAAACGAAGGUUAACAAUGACAUGGCCCGGCGAUGGUGCCCCUGGCCGUAUCUUGCCUUUCCGCCCACUAAGCCUGGGGACGGUAUCUACCCCUACCCAGAUGACAAGAUCCAGCGACCCGAAUUUGCGCCAUGCAAGAGCGCCUGCGCCGCGUCCGGUAACGACAAGGACUGUUGCGUGGGCAAGUACCAUGACCCCGACGUUUGCAAGCCAUCAGAUUACAGCAAAGCUGCCAAGGCCAUGUGCCCUGACGCAUAUAGCUUCGCCUUUGACGACCAAUCGUCGACUUUCAUCAUCCCCAUGGGAGGCGGUUGGGAGAUCACCAUGUGUCCCAAAGGACGCUCAACUAACAUUCUGCGUCAGUUGGGAGACGAAAUGAGCGAGAUAGCCAGCUCAGGGAAACUGUCAGACUUGGCCAUCAAGCGGUUGAAAAACGUCACAUAUAUCGAAUCUGAACGGGAUGCCGCAAAUGGUCUUCGGCCAGUGAUGGCCACGUUGGUAUCGACAGCUCUGGUGGUGGGAUUGUGGCUAUUGCUGUAA
Messenger RNA from Ilyonectria robusta, 1239 nucleotides. RefSeq names its product thaumatin family-domain-containing protein. The transcript is spliced from 2 exons. The record is from RefSeq and is a predicted model, not a curated record. NCBI's taxonomy places the organism in Eukaryota, Fungi, Ascomycota, Sordariomycetes, Hypocreales, Nectriaceae. Gene Ontology annotation, cellular component: extracellular region. Gene Ontology annotation, biological process: defense response. The coding region runs from base 1 to 1239 and encodes 412 amino acids.